GAGAGGAAGUUUGUUGGGGGCUCCAGUCAGAUCAGUGAGUGCAUGGCCAACGAGCUGGGGGACAGAGUGAAGCUGCAGUCACCAGUCUGCAGGGUGGACCAGACUGGGGACAUGGUGCUGGUGGAGACGCUGGACAAACAGACCUACAGGGCCAAAUACGUGAUCGUGGCCACGCCUCCUGGUCUGAACCUGAAGAUGCACUUUAACCCCGAGCUGCCCCCCCUGAGGAACCAGCUGAUCCACCGGGUCCCUAUGGGCUGUGUCAUCAAGUGCAUGGUGUACUACAAGGAGAACUUCUGGAGGAAAAAGGGGUACUGUGGCAGCAUGGUGAUCGAGGAGGAGGGGGCUCCCAUCGGCCUGACGCUGGACGACACCAAGCCUGAUGGGACUGUGCCGGCUAUCAUGGGAUUUAUUCUGGCUCGUAAGUGCAGGAAGCUGUCAGACCUGACCAAAGAAGAAAGGCUGAAGAGGAUCUGUGAGAUUUACUCCAGAGUGCUGGGCUCAGAGGAGGCUCUGCAUCCUGUGCACUACGAGGAGAAGAACUGGUGUGAGGAAGAGUACUCUGGAGGCUGCUACACAGCCUAUUUCCCCCCAGGGAUCCUGACCCAGUUUGGCAG
Messenger RNA from Austrofundulus limnaeus, 617 nucleotides. Its product is annotated as amine oxidase [flavin-containing]. Gene Ontology annotation, cellular component: mitochondrion. The record is from RefSeq and is a predicted model, not a curated record. Gene Ontology annotation, molecular function: primary methylamine oxidase activity; flavin adenine dinucleotide binding. Lineage: Eukaryota; Metazoa; Chordata; Actinopteri; Cyprinodontiformes; Rivulidae.